Molecule: messenger RNA, 768 nt
Organism: Penicillium longicatenatum
Lineage: Eukaryota; Fungi; Ascomycota; Eurotiomycetes; Eurotiales; Aspergillaceae
Exons: 1
Coding region: 1-768 (255 amino acids)
Cellular component (GO): extracellular region
Molecular function (GO): IgE binding
Source: RefSeq, a predicted model, not a curated record
AUGUACUUCUCCAAGUCUCUUAUGCUGCUGGCAGCUUUCACCACCGGUGUUUUCGCCCUUCCUCAGGGUAACGCCCGUCGCCAGGCUACCGCCACCAGCAGCGCCGCUUCUUCUUCUUGGACCGCCGUCCCUUCUACCAGCAGCUACUCCACCUCCGGCUUCGGUGCUAGCACCAGCUCCUCCGGCAGCGGCGAUACCUACAUCGGUAACGUCGGCAACCCCUACGGUAGCAACAUCAUUGAGGUUUCCGAGUCCGACGCCAGCAACUACGAGUACGUAAUUCAGUUCUCUGGCGACAACACCGAUGACUGGACCGUUGUUAUCUGGAACAAGUAUGGCGACGAUGGCAAGAUGGACGGCUUCUAUGGCAACGCUUGCCAGACUUUCACUCUUUCGGCCGGUGCUACCAAGUACUACGCUUUCGAUACCGAUUCCCAGGGUGGCUGGGCCGCCGCGGAGGGCUCCUCUGUCCCCACUAGCAGCUCUGGUGCCUACGCCUCCACCUGGGGUGAGUUUGACUUUGGCUCCACUACCAACAACGGCUGGUCUGGUUUCGAUGUCUCUGCCAUUCAGGCUCAGAAUGCCGGUCUUACCGUUCAGGGUAUGAAGAUCUGUGAUGCUCUUAGCGGCACCUGCUCUUCCAUCACUACCGAUGCUGGUACCGUUGACAACGCCUACACCAGUGCUGAGACUGAUGUCGGUGGUAUUGGUGGCAACAUCUCCUCCGGUCCCGUUCGUCUCGCUGUCACUAUUGACUACAGCGGAUAG